Molecule: messenger RNA, 1861 nt
Organism: Budorcas taxicolor (takin)
Lineage: Eukaryota; Metazoa; Chordata; Mammalia; Artiodactyla; Bovidae
Gene: CDK17
Product: cyclin dependent kinase 17
Biological process (GO): protein phosphorylation
Cellular component (GO): nucleus; cytoplasm
Molecular function (GO): protein kinase activity; ATP binding
Source: RefSeq, a predicted model, not a curated record
AUGAAGGGGCUGCCAAGUACUGUCGUCUGCGUCGCAGUUGCUUUUCUCAGGGUUUUUGUGCAUGGUUUUUGCUCUCCAACUCGGCUGGAGAGCUCCAGAUCUGCUCCCUCCCAUCACCCCCUCCGUGCCACACUGACUCUCCUGCGGUUUCCCCCUCGUUCUUCCCUUCUCACCCACUCCUUUUCGGGAUUUUUCAAGUCACAUUCAGUUGAUAGGAUGAAAAAAUUUAAGAGAAGGCUAUCCCUCACGCUUCGAGGAAGCCAGACUAUUGAUGAAUCAUUGUCUGAACUGGCUGAGCAAAUGACUAUUGAAGAAAACAGCAGCAAAGAUAAUGAGCCUAUCGUGAAGAAUGGCAGGCCUCCAACCUCGCACAGUAUGCACUCCUUCCUCCACCAGUACACAGGAUCCUUUAAGAAGCCCCCAUUGCGGAGACCACAUAGCGUUAUUGGAGGAAGCCUUGGUUCCUUCAUGGCAAUGCCCAGAAAUGGAAGCAGAUUAGAUAUUGUUCAUGAAAAUCUAAAAAUGGGAUCAGAUGGCGAGAGUGACCAAGCUUCUGGGACAUCAUCUGAUGAAGUCCAGUCACCUACGGGUGUUUGUCUUAGAAAUCGUAUACAUAGGCGGAUCUCAAUAGAGGAUUUAAAUAAGCGGUUAUCACUGCCUGCAGAUAUCAGAAUACCUGAUGGGUAUCUUGAAAAGUUGCAGAUAAACAGUCCACCAUUUGAUCAACCCAUGAGCCGAAGGUCUCGGAGAGCUUCCUUAUCAGAAAUUGGGUUUGGAAAAAUGGAAACCUACAUCAAAUUGGAAAAGCUUGGAGAGGGUACAUAUGCAACAGUAUAUAAAGGAAGAAGUAAAUUGACAGAGAAUUUGGUGGCCUUGAAAGAGAUCCGGUUGGAACAUGAAGAAGGUGCACCCUGCACAGCAAUAAGAGAAGUUUCACUAUUAAAGGAUCUAAAGCAUGCAAAUAUAGUAACCUUACAUGACAUUGUUCAUACAGACAAGUCUUUGACUCUGGUCUUUGAGUAUCUGGAUAAAGAUCUAAAACAGUACAUGGAUGACUGUGGAAACAUCAUGAGUAUGCACAAUGUAAAGCUGUUUUUAUACCAGAUUCUACGUGGUCUGGCAUAUUGCCACAGAAGAAAGGUGUUACACCGAGAUUUAAAACCACAGAACCUCCUCAUUAAUGAAAAAGGAGAAUUAAAGCUAGCAGAUUUUGGACUAGCCAGAGCCAAGUCAGUUCCCACAAAGACCUACUCAAAUGAAGUUGUCACACUUUGGUACCGGCCGCCUGAUGUGCUUCUGGGUUCCUCAGAGUACUCAACACAGAUUGACAUGUGGGGUGUUGGUUGCAUUUUCUUUGAAAUGGCUUCUGGAAGACCUCUGUUUCCAGGAUCAACUGUGGAAGAUGAACUGCACUUAAUUUUCCGACUGCUAGGAACUCCAUCUCAGGAAAAUUGGCCAGGUGUUUCUUCAAAUGAUGAGUUCAAGAACUACAACUUUCCAAAAUAUAAACCGCAGCCUCUAAUUAACCAUGCACCCAGGUUAGACUCUGAAGGAAUUGAGUUGAUAACAAAAUUUCUUCAGUAUGAAUCUAAGAAAAGGGUUUCAGCAGAAGAGGCCAUGAAACAUGUGUACUUUCGAAGUCUGGGACCAAGAAUACAUGCUCUACCUGAAAGUGUAUCAAUAUUCAGUUUGAAAGAGAUUCAGUUGCAAAAGGAUCCCGGUUUUCGAAAUUCUUCUUAUCCAGAGACAGGACAUGGGAAGAACAGAAGACAGAGCAUGCUCUUUUAAGUCUGAUAACAUGGUUUCAAGCCCAGCCCCCAGCCUUUCUUAUCAAUCAAGGACUCAAAUCUGAAGGCAAUUA